Messenger RNA from Python bivittatus (Burmese python), 3396 nucleotides. RefSeq names its product glutamate ionotropic receptor NMDA type subunit 3B (gene GRIN3B). NCBI's taxonomy places the organism in Eukaryota, Metazoa, Chordata, Lepidosauria, Squamata, Pythonidae. The record is from RefSeq and is a predicted model, not a curated record. Gene Ontology annotation, cellular component: membrane. Gene Ontology annotation, biological process: monoatomic ion transport. Gene Ontology annotation, molecular function: signaling receptor activity; ligand-gated monoatomic ion channel activity.
AUGGAGGCGCUGGUCGUGCGAGGAGUGGCCGCCGUGCUCGCCUUUCCCGCGUCCCGGCGGGAGCUGCUCCAGGUGGAUUUCGCCGCCGCCUUUCUGGACAUUCCCUUCAUCAGCAUCGGACAAGAACCGGAGGAGGAGGAAGAGGAGCGGGAGGGCGGCGACGGCGGCGACGGCGACGAGCCCCCGAUGCCCUUCAGGACCUGGAACCCCUUCCAUCUCCACAUGGAUCGAUGUGGUGACUUUGAGACUCUCCUGGACUUGCUGGUCACCAUCUUCCACGCCAACAGUUGGCAAGAUGUCACCCUGGUUUUGUGCCAAGCGUGGGACGCCUCCGGCUUCAUGGACCUCUGGACCAGCCACACCAACCUUGAGAAGACAGUUGUGGUGGACUUGAGCUUCCUUGAUGAGAGAGAAGCAGCUCGCCACCUUCGGCGGCACUUGGAGGAAUACCGUGAAUUGCCCAGCCCAGCUUUGCUUUUUGGCUGCAAUGCCCGACUCUCCCAGCUCGUCUUCCGGAUGGCAAAAGAGCUAGGAGUAACUCAGCAGUUCCACUGGAUUCUGGGGCAACCCCAGAACGUGGAUGAGCUCCAGACGGAGGGGCUGCCCCUGGGUCUCUUGGCCUUUGGGGAGGUGGACAGGCCCUCCCUGGAAUACUUUAUCCAGGACGCAAUGGAGCUGGUGUCCCGUGCCAUUUCUCGAGCUGUCUACGUCCGACCUGACCUCGCCCUCAUCCAGAGCAUGGUGAAUUGCAAUGACAAACACGUUGUAGACUCUGAGUCCUCUGGGCUCUACCUUUCCCACUUUUUAGCUAACACAUCUUUCCGUGGCCAGACAGGCGAGGUCUUUGUGCGCAACGCAUCUCACGUCCACACUGACCAUCGCUACAAAAUCUGGAGCCUGCUGAGGGAUUCGGUGGGCCAGCCCACGUGGGUGACCGUGGGGAGCUGGAAGGGGGGCGAAAUGGAGGCGGAGGAGGGCAGCUGGCCGCAGCAUCUGCAGCGCAAGAACCAGGCCGAGGGCGGGGGCUUCUCGCGCAUGAAGCUGCGGGUGGUGACCUUGGUGGAACACCCAUUUGUCUUCACCCGGGAGGUAGAUGAAGAGGGCAACUGCCCAGCUGGACAACUGUGCCUAGAUCCUCACACCAAUGACUCCUCUGUGCUCGACACCCUCUUUGAGGAGCUGAACUCAGAGAAUGGCUCUGUGCCGGUGGACUACCGAAAAUGCUGCUAUGGCUAUUGCAUCGACCUCUUGGAGAAGCUGGCUGAAGACUUGCCCUUUGACUUUGACCUCUACAUUGUGGGAGAUGGAAAGUACGGGGCCUGGAAAAAUGGGCGUUGGACGGGGCUGGUGGGAGAUCUGCUGAGUGGCACGGCCCAUAUGGCAGUGACGUCCUUCAGUAUCAAUUCAGCCCGGAGCCAGGUGAUGGACUUCACCAGCCCUUUUUUCUCCACCAGCUUGGGCAUCCUGGUGAGGAUCCGGGACACAGCAUCGCCCAUCGGGGCCUUCAUGUGGCCACUGCACUGGACCAUGUGGGUGGGCGUCUUUGUGGCCCUCCACAUGACAGCCCUCUUCCUCACCUUGUAUGAAUGGAAGAGCCCCUACGGCAUGACCCCCCAUGGUCGCAACCGCAUGAAGAUCUUCUCCUACUCCUCAGCCCUGAACCUCUGCUAUGCCAUCCUUUUUGGACGCACUGUCUCCAGCAAGACACCCAAAUGCUGGACUGGCCGUUUCCUCAUGAACCUCUGGGCCAUCUUCUGCCUCUUAGUCCUUUCCAGCUACACAGCCAACUUGGCCGCAGUGAUGGUGGGCGAAAAAACGUUUGAAGAACUCUCUGGGAUUCAUGAUCCCAAGCUCCAUCAUCCAUCCCAGGGUUUUCGUUUUGGCACCGUCUGGGAGAGCAGCGCAGAGGAGUAUAUCAAGAAGAGUUUCCCAGACAUGCAUGAAUACAUAAGGCGGCACAGUGUCCCUACCACCCCUGCGGGGGUCACAAUGCUCAAGACCAGCCCCCCAAAGCUGAAUGCCUUCAUCAUGGAUAAAUCCUUGCUCGAUUAUGAGGUCUCCAUUGAUUCAGACUGCAAACUCUUAACAGUUGGGAAGCCUUUUGCUAUUGAAGGCUACGGCAUCGGCCUUCCUCAGAACUCGCCUCUGACCUCCAACAUCUCCGAGUUCAUCAGCCGCUACAAGUCGGCCGGCUUCAUGGACCUCCUGCACGACAAAUGGUACAAGAUGGUGCCCUGCGGGAAAAGGGUCUUUGCCGUUACUGAGACUCUGCAAAUGGGGAUCUACCACUUCUCCGGCCUCUUUGUGCUCCUUUGCAUUGGACUCUGUGGCUCUCUGCUCACCUCCCUUGGAGAACACAUCUUUUACCGGCUCAUCUUGCCUCACAUUCGGCGCAAGAAAAAAUUCAAUUAUUGGCUCCAUACCAGCCAGAAAAUACACCGGGCUCUAAACAUGGGACUGGAGGAACAGAGGAUCAAGAAGUUGAAUUUAGAGAAAAGAUGCAACCUUCAACAGCCUCCAAAUGAACCCGAGCCGCUGCCCAGCCAGGCAGGCUGGAAUAACCUCCGUUGCACAGCGAUGAAGAAGGAAGACAAACGGGUGCACUUUAACAUUGAUAACGCCCCAGAGGAGGCAUCAGAAGAUGAGAGACAAGGCCCUGUUGUUUGGCACUGCAUGAACGGCCAGGACCCCCAGCAGGACAGCAAGGAAGCCAAGCAGAAGGAGUUGAAGGAGCUGGAGAGCAGAAUUGAGGUUAUGCGGGAGCAGCUGAGGGAAGCCCUGGUGCGGAAGAGCGAGCUCAUGGUGGCCCUUGGACCACCCCCCAAAGCUCCUCGGCUGCCCCCUGCCCUGAAGGCACUAAUCAGGGAGACCAAUGAGGACAGGUGAUGGAGUGGGGCAAUCGAACUGGACUCUGUACGGACUCCUCUGUUCCUGGUGAAGAAUGCCGGUGCAAAAAGCCAAACAAUGAGAGAAGUAGACUAUUUGUUGGGAGACAUUUUGUUCUAGCUCUCCCUGCCUUCCCCAGAUCAGUUUUCAUCCCAGGGGCCGUGGGUUGCUGGUCACCCUUGUUUGCAUGUGGAAAGUCCCCACUUCAUCCCUGUCUAUUGCAAAAGCCAUCAGGCUGAGAAAGAUGGUGGCACAACAGCCGACAAACAGGCAGGACUAGUUAUGUUUGGGAUCCGAGUUAAUUAAUUCACAGUUGUACUAAGUUGCCUUCACGGGUCCAUGUUCAGCAGGUGCUGAUUGUUACUUUCUGUUCUGUGAAACCCUGUUGCUGAUUUGGGCGACCUAGAAGGAGCACACUUCUUGAGCUUUCGCUAGUCUUUUGACACCUGACUAGCCAGGCACAAUUUCUAGGAAGCUUCAAAGAACGGGAGCUGCUGAACUAAGAGAAGA